AUGCCGCAGCCCCGGAAAAACCUAGUGCAAAUAGCACCCCAUCUUCUAGGCCUCCUUCGUCUCGAGGCCUCCUGCAGCCGCCAAGACCGGAAAGUGGACUGCGAAGCCUCGCGGCCCCUCAUUGGUGACAAGUGUGACAACACUGUCCCAAUCCUGCGGCUGAGCACCAGCCUCAGGACUCCGCCCGACCUUUCGAGAGGCGCGGGUGCAACCGGCUUCUGUCCGGGUCCUCCGCCGGCCCCUCCUCCGCGCCCGGGGCUGGCGGCUGGGUCCCGGCGGGGCGCGAACGCGCGGGCGCCCCCUGCAGGCCAGCGCCGGAGGAGCCCGCGCGCCGCCCCGGGUCGUGCCAGGCUGCCUGGGUUCUCCGCGCCGCCCACGUCCUGGCCCAGCCAGCGCGCACACGCACCCCGCGCCGCGUGCUUUUCCAAAGGCGACCUCCCAGCGGCGGAGGAGUGGCGGGCGGGGGCUGAGGGCAUAGAGGCUGGCGCAGUGAGGGAUGCAGCGGCGUCACCCCUUCACGGCCCCUGCCCACCCCAGGUCGGCCGCUCCGCUCCCGCUUCCUUUCCGGUCCGCGCCGUGCAGCCCCCGCUGGUGCCGGCGGCUGCGCGCCUUGUUCCCCGCCCGCGGGCUCCGGAGCUCGAAGAGCCGCACUGUGCGCUCGGCGGGGCUGGGCCGCCUCACCUCGUUCAAGCGCGCCUCUGUAGGGCCGCUUCCUGGGCAGUCUGGCGAGGAGAGCGGCUUGGAGCAGUGUGCGUGUGCGAGUGUGGGCGAGGGCGGGUGUGCGGGGCUGUCAGUUAUCUCUCAUUAGAAAAGAAGAAAGCAGACUAGCAGAAGAAAACUUGGGCCAAAUGACGUUCCUCCUCCUGCAAACAUUAACCAGUCCCGUCCGGUCUGUUCAACUCUCAAGGGAAAAACAGGACAGAGAGAAUCAGAAAAAGACAGAAUGUUUCAAAGACUGAUGUCUCAUCGGUGGUGUCUAAAUAUUAGUACGAGCUUUAGUGACAAAAAU
This is a messenger RNA of Hipposideros armiger (great roundleaf bat), 1009 nucleotides long. RefSeq names its product basic proline-rich protein-like. The record is from RefSeq and is a predicted model, not a curated record. Bases 1 to 828 code for a protein of 275 amino acids. NCBI's taxonomy places the organism in Eukaryota, Metazoa, Chordata, Mammalia, Chiroptera, Hipposideridae. The transcript has 4 exons.